Messenger RNA from Equus caballus (horse), 5619 nucleotides. The record is from RefSeq and is a predicted model, not a curated record. Lineage: Eukaryota; Metazoa; Chordata; Mammalia; Perissodactyla; Equidae.
CCCCGCCAUUUAGGUAGCGCCGGCAAGUUGAUCCUCCUUUAGUGUCGCAGCGACGUAGUGCUGGCCCUCCAGGUCCAGCCCCCACUGCAAGCACAAAGAGCCUCAUUCUUUGGACGCUCGCUCGUCCUUGGAUUCUUUCUGUCACCCUCUGCGGGAGCAGUUUACCAGAUGCUCUGGGCGCUGAAUUCAAGGCCACUAGACAUAGGUUCUCUGUAGUUCCCUGGGCGUCUCCACCGUUUCCUGAUAAUCUGCCUUUCAAGUUUGCGUCUCUUGAGGCAUGUGCCUUACAUUCCUAUGCAGUGUCCCGGAAUUAUGCUCUUUCCUUUUGGAAAUACGGUCACCCCAGGUGCGCCUUUUGGAACGAAAUACUCCCCUGGCAGUGGGAUAGCAUCUGCAGUUACUGCGAAGCGUGGUAACAUUAGGAUUUCUACGGGCUGUUACAGAGUGGGUUUUUAGUGAACUCUUCGUAGCAGGAGGCAGCAUUUUAGCUCAGUGACUGUGCUUGGUGCCUUGAAAUUGGGGGCAAAGGAGAUACUUUGUAAUUAAACCACUCGGGUCCAAAACCUCUUGACAGGAAGAAAUCUAAAGCAGAAAAAAGCCUGACAGCCAUGUCAUGUUUACUAGUAUCUGCUGGUCAAAUUUCUACAUAGAGACAAAUACACUCUUUGCUUUUAUAUGCCAGUUCAAUCUAACGUGUUGACGUUCUGUAGAUGCUGACGUGAAGUUUUAGCAGCUACCUUGGAAACUCGCAAUCAAAUUUCUCAAUAAGUUAAUUCCCAGAUCAUCAUGAUAAUCACCUUAUUUUUUCUUUGAUAAGUUUGACUGAAUGCUGUAAACUUAACCACUUUUUUCUAAUAUGAUCCCACAUCAUUUGUCAGUCUUAUAGCAAUUGUCUUUGAUGCCUAAAUUACAAAACCUUAGUCAUCUUAGGUUUCUCUUAUGCUUCAUCUCUAUAUCUCUUAUAUUGCCAAAUCUCAUGUUUUCUUUAUUCAAAAAGUAACUUAGAUUUAUCCUUUUGAUUUUCAUUGUUGAAGCCGUAAGUCUGUUUUUCUAGGACUUUGUUACCUCUUAACUCACACCCUGAAGGCUCAAAUAACAGUUCUAAAACAUGACUAUAGUCAUGUUUACUUUGAUGAACCUGUAAAGGCUCAGGACCAGAUUUCUAUGCUUGGGUUUCAAAGCCCUUUCUCUAUAACCUGGCCUAGUAUUUCCUAUGCAUGUGAUACUGUGGGAAAAGCCCAGGAUUUAGAGUAAGACCUGGAUUCAAAUACCAAGACGGUCAUUAUACUAACACUGUGUCCUUGGUAAACUCUGAGCUCCGUUGUUCUCUCUCGUUUUGAAUAACAAUAUUUUUUCUUCCAGCCUCUUAAUUAUUGUGAAAAUUAUAAUUGGCGUAAUGUGUGGAAAAGCUAUCAGAGUUAAACAAAAACAACCUAAGCUAUUAUUGUUAUUUCUCAUCGUACUCAUUCAUUUUACCAACAUUUGAAAAUCUAGUGUAUUAGAUACUGGUGCGACAGCUAUGAAAGACAGGCCCUGCCCUGUCUAUAUGAAGGGCUUCCUGUGCUAAGGGAAGUGUACAAAUUGAAGGAUUUUAAGCAGACAGUUGGCCCGGUCACAGUUGCUUUCUGGAACUUCAUUCUGGCUGCAAUGUGUGCCUCCUUACUGCAGUGUACAAAACUUUCUAUGUUUGUGCUUUUCCUUAUUUUCUUUACCCAAAAGGGCUUAUGCCCUCUCCUGGUGCCUUAGUACUAUUUAUCUUUCAUUAUCCACUAGAGGUCCCAUUUCUGCUGUGAAGCAUCCUCUAGUUAUUUUAGCCUCCAUUACUUAUUUCCUUCUCUGAAACCCUAUUAGGAAAUGUACCACACAGUUUAGUCCUUAGUUGUUUCAUGUGUGUUUGUGUCCCUAAGUAGAUUGUAAUCUCCUUGAGGAUAGGAAAUGUUUCAUAUGUGUGUGAAUAGAAGACAUGUUAAACACGAAAGUAUGUUGCUUGGUCUCUUUCUACUUUGUUUUUCAGGAUAGGACCGGAUUAUGGGCAACAGUCCUUUUAAUUAAUUUAUCAUCGUCAUGGCUAGUGAGGGCUGUUCCAAGGCGGGUGAUAGUCCUUUUUCAUCAGAUAAACAUGCCCAACUCAUCUUGGCCCAGAUCAAUAAAAUGAGGAAUGAACAGCAUUUCUGUGACGUGCAGCUGCAAGUUGGGAAGGAGACUUUUCAAGUUCAUCGGCUGGUUUUGGCUGCCAGUAGUCCUUACUUUGCAGCUUUGUUCACUGGAGGAAUGAAAGAGUCUUCAAAAGAUGUUGUACAGAUUCUAGGAAUUGAAGCUGGAAUCUUUCGAAUACUUCUAGAUUUCAUUUACACAGGUAUAGUGAACGUAGGUGUGAAUAAUGUCCAGGAGUUGAUUGUUGCUGCGGACAUGCUACAGUUGACUGAAGUUGUCAAUCUUUGUUGUGAGUUUCUGAAGGGACAAAUUGAUCCGCUGAACUGUAUUGGGGUCUUUCAGUUCUCAGAGCAAAUUGCCUGCCAUGAUCUUUUGGAAUUCACAGAAAACUACAUUCAUGUCCAUUUCUUGGAGGUUCAUAGUGGGGAAGAGUUCCUGGCACUUACAAAAGAUCAGCUGAUCAAAAUUUUGCGAAGUGAAGAGCUUAGCAUUGAGGAUGAAUACCAGGUCUUCUUAGCUGCAAUGCAAUGGAUUCUGAAAGAUCUAGGAAAGAGAAGAAAAUAUGUGGUGGAAGUGCUAGACCCAGUUCGAUUCCCUUUAUUACCUCCUCAGAGGCUUCUAAAGUAUAUAGAAGGAGUAUCUGAUUUUAAUCUUCGUGUUGCGUUGCAAACACUUUUGAAAGAGUACUGUGAGGUGUGCAAAUCUCCCAAAGAGAACAAAUUUUGUGGUUUUCUGCAGACAUCUAAGGUUCGACCUAGGAAGAAAGCAAGAAAGUACCUGUAUGCAGUAGGUGGAUAUACUCGGUUGCAGGGGGGUCGUUGGAGUGAUAGCAGAGCCCUCAGCUGUGUAGAACGUUUUGACACCUUCAGCCAGUACUGGACCACUGUGUCUUCACUUCAUCAGGCUCGGUGUGGACUUGGAGUAGCAGUUCUUGGAGGGAUGGUCUAUGCUAUUGGAGGUGAAAAGGAUUCAAUGAUUUUUGACUGUACUGAAUGCUAUGAUCCAGUUACUAAACAGUGGACAACUGUAGCUUCCAUGAAUCAACCCCGAUGUGGCCUGGGAGUGUGUGUGUGUUAUGGGGCUAUCUAUGCUUUGGGUGGAUGGGUUGGAGCUGAGAUAGGGAAUACCAUUGAAAGGUUUGAUCCUGAUGAAAAUAAGUGGGAACUAGUUGGCAACAUGGCUAUGUCACGCUACUACUUUGGCUGCUGUGAAAUGCAAGGUUUAAUUUACGUAAUUGGGGGCAUCAACAAUGAAGGAAUAGAGCUUCGUUCUUUUGAAGUUUAUGAUCCACUUUCUAAGCGUUGGUCUCCACUUCCUCCAAUGGGAACCAGGAGAGCAUAUCUUGGAGUGGCUGCACUCAAUGACUGCAUCUAUUCUGUUGGCGGGUGGAAUGAGACACAAGAUGCUCUUCAUACUGUAGAAAAAUAUUCCUUUGAAGAGGAAAAGUGGGUUGAAGUUGCCUCAAUGAAAGUGCCCAGAGCAGGCAUGUGUGUUGUGGCAGUCAAUGGACUUCUGUAUGUUUCUGGAGGUCGAUCUUCCAGCCAUGAUUUCUUGGCCCCAGGUACCUUGGACUCAGUUGAAGUUUAUAACCCUCAUUCAGAUACAUGGACAGAAAUCGGUAACAUGAUCACCAGUCGUUGUGAAGGAGGUGUUGCUGUAUUAUGAAAUGUAAAGCAUAAGAGAGCACAAGAAACAUUUUCAAAAUACAGAAUCUGACCUUUUGCAAAUCACAUAUGUAUUUGGUGACAGGACCCUCUGAUUCUAUUGAAUUUUCCAUGUUUUGGUAGAUAAAUAACUAAAGAAUGAUUCUUCUAAGAAUUUAAGUAAGAAAGGAUAUGGUAUAUAUCCUAAAUCAAUGAAGAGCUCACAAAAAUUUGCCAACUCUACCGACAGAAAUGCUGUUUAUGCUCUACUCCAGUUAGGGGUAGAGUCCUAUUUGUAAAAAUGAUUUGCUAGAAGCUUCUUGGCAAUAGCCCCUCUAAAUGCUUCUCCAGUGCAAUUCAAGCUGUAACAUGACCCUUAUGUGAUAAAAGACUAUCAGUGAGACACUUUAAAGAUAUCUGUACAUUCAUGAUUCAAUCCAGAGCACAAUUUUCUGUAGCCAUAGUUUAACCUACAGAGAAAAGCCAAUGAAACAACUUCCUACUUUUGAUGGCCAGGAGUGUUCACUAGCCCCAAACUUUUUAUUGGCAGCAUAUAUACUGGGAGGGACAUGUGGGAAAUAUCCAGCAAUUUAUUUAGAUAGAUAAGUUUUCACCUGGUGAUAACAGCAUUAAAAAAGCUUUUGCUCACUUAUGUUUUCUGUCUUCAUGCUGAGAAUGCAAAUGAGCAAUUUAUAGGAGGUUUUUAGAGAUAGUCCUUUAUUGCAAUAGGAUGAUGUAAUGGGUGAUAGAGCCCAGCAGGUGGUAUGUGCCUAGUAAAUUUCUUCCCUAUUUUCUAAAGUCACCAAAAAUAUGUUUGGCUUUGGGAAGAGAGCAUUGUAUUAGAUUAUCAAGCUUUGAGAAGCCUACUUGUACUUGGGCAAGCCGAAGUAUGAGCUUUCUACAAAGCUACUGCCUGGUUUGGAGAAGGUGGAAUUGUAGGUACCUGUGAAACUUUUUAUAGACACUGACUCAUAAGUCUAAGUUGAAAGACCUCUGAUCCAAAACUUCUCUUUUCCCCCUGAGAAGCAUUCUAAAGAAUUGUUCUCUGUCUGCUUCUGAGAGGAAGUUUCUCCAUGUACAUGAUCAUCACUUCUGUUAUUUCUACUACUCAGUUGGAGCCAUGUCUAUUAAAGGUCUUUCAUACAUUUAGGUUUCCCUGCUGAUUCCAGGAUUUGAUUUGUAUAUCCCUGAUUUCCUCUCUUCUUUACUAAAGUCCUUCAACAUACUGUUACAGGCAUCAGCAGCUUAUUUAGAUAGAAAACCUUUGGUAAGCAUUAGACUCAGGUUGCACUCAUAUCCAAAAUAUUUGGAUUGGCCCACAAGGAUACUUUCUUUCAUAACUUAACCAUAUGCAUGUAUUAAGAAAAGCUUAGGUACUACAGACAGAAAGCUCUGUGUCCGUUUCUUUGGGGCAUCCUGAGUCUGAAGGGUCACAGAUGCCUGGUUGGUAUCUGUAAAAUGUCAAGGAAUGAAGUAUCAAGAUGAUUUGUAGAUUAUUUAAGCUCUAACUCAUGUGCCUUUAAUAUUUCUAGUUACAGAGAAUCUGCAUUCUGGUUCAAAAGAGCUUUAUAAAAUGCUCCUAUAAUUGAAGCCAUUAUAUAAUUGGCACCAUUAUUACGUGGUCCCAACCUAAAAUGGCACUGUGAAGGGAGGCAUUUUGUAUGCUGUGGCAGAAAUGUAAUGUCAAGACAAUCAGUGUUUGCACUUAAUAGAUGCAGACAAUCCCUGAAAAUAGGUAAUUGUAAAUAUGCUUAUUAUUUCCUAAGUAAUGACAGAUUGUUUUAAAAAGAAUGUACUAAUAAAGUAUCUCGAUUUUUGAUUU